This is a messenger RNA of Suncus etruscus (white-toothed pygmy shrew), 1122 nucleotides long. It is a transcript of the gene FUT1, whose product is annotated as fucosyltransferase 1 (H blood group). Gene Ontology annotation, cellular component: membrane. Lineage: Eukaryota; Metazoa; Chordata; Mammalia; Eulipotyphla; Soricidae. Gene Ontology annotation, biological process: carbohydrate metabolic process. Gene Ontology annotation, molecular function: galactoside 2-alpha-L-fucosyltransferase activity. The record is from RefSeq and is a predicted model, not a curated record. The transcript has 4 exons. Bases 1 to 1122 code for a protein of 373 amino acids.
AUGAAGAGCUCUUCGGGUGCCGAGUUCAAGCUGAGGGUCGUGCAGAGCCGGGUGGAUUGGGAUGCACCGAGGCAGAGAGAGGGGUCCCGGGGUGCUGGCCUCCAGGGAGAUGCCCGACGCCCCAGUUUAUAUCUGUGGGACCCGCCCGUCACCUCCCCGGCCGACCUGUGCCAUCUGACCCAGUUGGCAGAGAAGGCGAUUCCACCGUGGCUGUGGCCGGAUUUUGGGUGUGGGAAAGAAUUAGCUCUCACCCCGGGGCAUGGGAGCAGCCAGAUAAGGGGAGUUUGGACCAUCAUUCCCUUAGGUCGCCUGGGGAACCAGAUGGGCCAGUAUGCCACCCUGCUCGCCCUGGCUCAGCUGCAUGGACGCCAGGCCUUCAUCUCCCCUAAAAUGCACAAGAUGCUGGCACCCAUCUUCCGCAUCCACCUGCCCGUGCUGUACCCAGAGGCCUACAAGAAGAUGCCCUGGACCCACCUGCGGCUGCACGACUGGAUGUCACCUGAGUACCAGAACCUGCAGGAGCCUUGGCUCAAGUUCUCGGGCUACACCUCUUCCUGGACCUUCUUCCAUCACAUCAGGGCACAGAUCCUUCAAGAAUUCACUUUGCAUAGCCACCUGCGGGAGGCGGCCCAGACACAGCUCCGGGCCUUGAGGGUGCGUGGGGGCCGGCCUGAGACCUUCGUGGGUGUCCACGUGCGCCGCGGGGACUAUGUGCGGGUGAUGCCACGGCGUUGGCGGGGUGUAGUGGCCGAUCGGGGCUACCUGCAGCAGGCCCUAGACUGGUUCCGAGCCCGUCACCCCAACCCGGUCUUCGUGGUGGCCAGCAACGACAUGGCCUGGUGUCGACAGAACAUUGACACAUCCCAGGGCGACGUGGUGUUCGCGGGGGACGGCCGGGAAGGGUCCCCCGGGCCGGACCUGGCAUUGCUCACCCAGUGCAACCACACCAUCAUGACCAUCGGCACCUUCGGCUUCUGGGCCGCCUACUUGACCGGCGGUGACACGGUUUAUCUGGCCAACUUCACCCUACCCGACUCCCCAUUCCUCAAGGUCUUUAAGCCCAAGGCGGCCUUCCUGCCUGAAUGGGUGGGCAUCCCCGCUGACCUGUCCUCCCUUCAUUAG